AAAGCACUGAUCGCGUCAAAGUAGGAAGGCAGCACGUCAUCACAACUUCCCCAAAAGUAUCAGGUCAAAGCCAGCCAGCUACACAAAGCUGCAAGCUGUCAAACCCAUUUUGAACUUCUUGAGUUCUGCUCUCCCAGGAUGGGAAGGAACAAGUGGGUCCAGAACCCCGCAAUCGUUUUCCCGCGUGCUCACCUAACCCGCUCCGGCCACUCCCAAGGGAUCCCGGAGAAGGGGUCCAGCUGCCCAAAUGACUGGGCGCCUGAUGGAGUGCCAAGCCGGAGCCUCACUGGUUUACCUGUUUUCUAUUUCGACCGGAUCCGCGUCGGGCGGCUGCACCUUCACCUUCACCUCCGCCAUGAGGGCGCAGUUCCUGACGCCUGGGGGGAAAGACGCACGGAGCAGCCCGAUAGCAAGCCAGGGAACCCGGGGAACCAGGGGAGGAUAGCGCUCUGCUGAGGGCGAGGGGCCUUCUUCCUCGUGUCGCAGCCGGUCCUUCCUUGCCUUUCGGCGGGAGGUGGCCAAGCCGCGCCUGCUCCGGCCCACUUACAGGCGCCGCUACAGCUUCUUAUUCUUGUUUUCCAGAAUGUCAAUGCCCAUCGGACGCACAAGCCUGGUUCCUUCAUUCUGAGUUGGGAAACCAACUUUUAGCACUUGGCAACUCUGUGAAGGAAUAUUCUUAGAUGCCUAUGGGAAAGCACUGGGAAAGGAACUCCAGGCGGGUACCAGGCUCCCUGCGGAGCGGCAGGGGCCGGUCUAGUUGCUAAGAAGCUGAGUUUCCACCAAUCAUCUGCCCAGCACCCAGUGGGCGGGGCGCGGCUCGCAGCGUCUGUGGUAACCCGGGCGGCGGUGAAGGAGGAGGCAAGAGGCGUUUUGCUGCAUUUAAAUUAAGUGCUGCUCUUCAGCUUUUGUGUACAGCUAUAAGUGCACAUUGGAAUUUAUAUAUAUAUAUAUAGAGAGAGAGAGAGAGAGAGAGAGAGAGAAAAUGACUGCUGGUUCAGUGUGUGUCCCUCAGAUCAUACCACUACGAGUGCCUCAGCCUGGAAAAGCUAACCAUGAAAUUGAUAACAAUACGCUUUUGGAAAUGAAAUCAGACACUCCAGAUGUCAACAUAUAUUAUACUCUGGAUGGCAGCAAACCUGAAUUUCUAAAGAGAAUUGGUUAUGGGGAAAAUAACACAUUUAAGUAUAUAAAACCUAUUACUCUGCCUGAUGGAAAAAUACAAGUUAAAGCUAUUGCUGUCUCUAAAGACUGCAGACAGAGUGGCAUUGUGACAAAGGUGUUUCACGUAGACUAUGAACCACCAAAUAUAGUCUCUCCUGAAGACAAUGUUGAAAAUGUUCUCAAAGAUUCUUCAAGGCAGGAAUUUAAAAAUGGAUUUGUUGGAUCAAAACUAAAGAAGAAAUAUAAGAACUCUGAAAAUCAACGCAGCUGGAAUGUUAACCUUAGAAAGUUUCCAGUCCCCCGGUUUUGCACACGUAAGCGGUCAGAAGUGUUUGACAAGCACGGAGAUAAUGAGAAUUCAAAGGGAGACAGACUUUCUCAAGUGUGCCCACUGCCUUGCCCCCCGGCCAUCAGAUCCCUUUGCUCGCUUCUGUCAAGAAUGUGGCUCUCCUGUCCCACCCAUAUUUGGCUGUCGUCUCCCACCCCCAGAAGGAGCUCAGAUGGGCUUGUGUGCAGAAUGCAGAAGCUUGGUACCCAUGAACACUCCCAUCUGCGUGGUGUGUGAGGCCCCUCUUGCUCUACAGCUGCAGCCACAGGCAAGCCUCCACUUGAAGGAGAAGGUAAUUUGCCGGGCCUGUGGUACAGGAAAUCCUGCUCACCUGAGAUACUGUGUCACCUGUGAGGGGGCCCUGCCUUCAUCACAAGAGUCGAUGUGCAGUGGGGAUAAAGCCCCUCCUCCACCCACUCAGAAAGGGGGGACCAUUUCCUGCUCUAGAUGUGGUCGCUGGAAUCUCUGGGAGGCGUCCUUCUGCGGCUGGUGUGGAGCCAUGCUCGGCAUUCCUGCUGGCUGUUCUGUUUGCCCUAAAUGUGGGGCCAGCAAUCACCUGUCUGCCCGAUUCUGUGGCUCCUGUGGUAUUUGUGUGAAGUCCCUGGUGAAACUUAGCUGGGACAGAAGCCUGGCUCUAGCUGCUGAGGAACCUCGCCCUUUUUCUGAGCCCCGAUGUGCCUGGCAGUCCCUGAAUAUUCCUUUGCCCAGAUCUGAUGUUGGGACUAAGAGGGACAUAGGAACACAGACUGUUGGCCUCUUCUACCCAUCUGGCAAGCUGCUAGCAAAAAAGGAACAGGAAAUAGCCUCUCAAAAGCAGAGGCAGGAGAAAAUGAGUGACCAUAAACCCCUCCUCACAGCCAUCAGCCCAGGAAGAGGGUACUGGAGAAGACAGCUGGAUCACAUCUCUGCUCACCUCAGGUGUUAUGCUCAGAACAACCCUGAAUUCCGGGCCUUGAUUGCAGAACCCAGGAUGGGAAAGCUUAUCUCUGCUACUGUCCACGAAGAUGGUUGUGAAGUUAGCAUCAGACUGAAUUAUAGUCAAGUCUCAAACAAGAACCUUUACCUGAACAAGGCAGUGAAUUUCAGCAAUCACCUUCUGAGCAGUGCUGCCGAGGGUGAUGGGGGGCUGUGCGGCAGCAGGUCCAGCUGGGUGAGUGACUACAGCCAGAGUACCUCAGAUACUAUUGAAAAAAUCAAAAGGAUGAAGAAUUUCAAGACCAAAACUUUUCAAGAAAAGAAGGAGCAGCUUAUACCUGAAAACAGACUCCUGCUGAAGGAAGUCGGACCCAUGGGGGAAGGAAGAGUCUCUGUGAUUGAACAGCUGCUGGAUGAGGGAGCAGACCCCAACUGCUGUGAUGAAGACAAUCGACCCGUCAUAACCGUGGCUGUUAUGAAUAAGCACCAUGAAGCGAUUCCAGUUCUCGUGCAGAGAGGAGCAGACAUCGACCAGCAGUGGGGGCCGCUCAGAAAUACAGCUCUUCAUGAAGCAACUCUGCUUGGCCUUGCAGGAAGAGAGAGCAUCGCCACUUUACUGGGAUGCAAUGCAAGCAUCCAAAAGAAGAAUGCAGGAGGCCAGACAGCAUACGACCUGGCUCUGAACACUGGAGAUGACCUUGUCACCUCACUCUUUGCUGCCAAGUUUGGCCAAGGGCUUGAGGACCAACUCGCUCAAACUAGGAGCCUCAGCCUGGAUGACUGUUAGACCUGAGGCCUCCACGGGACUUCAUUUAAGAAUAUGUGCAUGGCUGGCACAGUGGCUUACGCCUGUAAUCCCAGCACUUUGGGAGGCUGAGGCUGGCGUUAUCACCUGAGGUUGGGAGUUCAAGACCAGCCUGACCAACAUGGAGAAACCCCGUCUCUACUAAAAAUACAAAAUUAGUCGGGCGUGGUGGUGCAUGCCUGUAAUCCCAGCUACUCGGGAGGCUGAGGCAGGAAAAUCGCUUGAACUCGGGAGGCGGAGGUUACAGUGAGCCAAGAUCGCACCAUUGCACUCCAGCCUGGGCAACAAGAGCAAAACUCCAUCUCAAAAAAAAAAAAAAAAAAAAAGAAUAUGUGCAGCUCUGGCUAUUCUUUAAUCAUGUCUUUCUGAAAUGUGUAUUUGAGAUUAGAAAUUGAGGUUGAGAGGAACUCAGGAGAUUUUUUUUUUUAAUCAUAUGACAGUAUAAGCCAUCAGUACUAAAUGGACAGCUCCCAGUAUACUGUGGACUGUGAUAAAAUGAAUGUAUGUUUUUUAAUGGUUUAUUGCUGCAGGUUUUUUGUGUAUUUGAUUUUUAGUUUUUAACUUAUUUUUCAAUAGGUAAUAAUUGCAUGUGGUUCAAAGCUAAAAGGUAUGAAGUAUUAUGUAGGGAUAUGUCCCUCCCAUCCUGUCCCACAGCCACCACCUCUCUCCUCAGCCAGCAAUGACAUCAGCAUCGACUUGCCUUUCCCGGGGUUGUGCAGAGUUAGAUAUGCACAUACAUGUGGUAUAAGCACAUGUACAGAAGAGUACACAUAGAAUAUAAACGUGUCUGUAGCACAUAUAUAUUCUUUCCCCUCUUUUAAAACAAAUGGUAGCAAACCAACCACGCACUGUUCUGUAUCUUGCUCUGUUUGCUUGAUACAUCUUGUAGGUGGCUCCUAAUUACUAUGUAAAGAUUGACCUUAUUUAAAUUUUUUUUGUUGAAAUCAUCAAUAUUCUCAUCAUUAUGGUGUGUUCUUUGAUUGACAAAUAGCUCUCAAUAAACCACUUACAAGAAUGUGUAA
Molecule: messenger RNA, 4231 nt
Organism: Pan troglodytes (chimpanzee)
Lineage: Eukaryota; Metazoa; Chordata; Mammalia; Primates; Hominidae
Gene: DZANK1
Product: double zinc ribbon and ankyrin repeat domains 1
Exons: 20
Coding region: 1434-3191 (585 amino acids)
Biological process (GO): eye photoreceptor cell development
Molecular function (GO): protein binding
Source: RefSeq, a predicted model, not a curated record